This is a messenger RNA of Cuscuta europaea, 5883 nucleotides long. NCBI's taxonomy places the organism in Eukaryota, Viridiplantae, Streptophyta, Magnoliopsida, Solanales, Convolvulaceae. The record is from the annotation of a GenBank genome assembly.
AUAAAAGCGGAGAGGGACGAACUCUACAACCGCGAGCAGCUAAAAUUUCACCCACUGCAAGUUUUUAGUGCCAGUCAAAGGCACUCCUCCACCUUCAGGUAUUUAUUUGUCUUCAAUUCAAUUGCAGUUCAAAGUCUCACCUACAGAAAAAGGAUCGCCGAGGCGCGCUGCAGCCUUCUAACAUACACGAUUCCAUGGGCUCCAAUGCCAAUUUCUGUGACCGGCGCGUGGGCAUCAUCUACGACGACCGGAUGUGCAAGCACACAACCCCUGACGGCGAGGAUCAUCCCGAGAAACCUGACCGGAUUCGGGUAAUCUGGAAACGGCUCCAAUCUUCCGGCAUAGCUAAGAGAUGUGUAAUUCUUGAUGGAGAAAAUGCUGAAGAUAAACAUAUAGCCCUUGUUCAUUCCAAAUUUCACACAGAAUUUAUUAGAAGUAUAAGCUCUGCAAAGUUAGCUUCAAGAAGAGAUUCGAUUGCUGCUCAAUUUAAUUCCAUAUAUUUCAACGAAGGGUCGUCAGAGUCAGCUUAUCUUGCGGCUGGUUCUGUAAUAAAGGCUGCUGAGAAAGUUGCCAAUGGAGAACUUCAGUCUACCUUUGCUAUUGUCAGGCCUCCUGGACAUCACGCUGAAGAGAAUGAACCCAUGGGGUUUUGCCUUUACAAUAAUGUUGCUAUUGCAGCAAGUUAUUUACUGAAUGAACGCAAAGAUUUGGGCAUUAACAAAAUUUUGAUUGUUGAUUGGGAUGUUCACCAUGGUAAUGGUACUCAAAAAAUGUUUUGGAAGGACCCUCGUGUACUUUUCUUUUCUGUUCAUAGGUAUGAAUUUGGGAGCUUCUAUCCAGGUGGUGAUGAUGGGUCUCAUGUGAUGACUGGGGAAGGGUUAGGAGCAGGAUAUAAUAUUAAUGUGCCUUGGGAGAGUGGUUGUUGUGGUGAUGCGGACUAUCUGCGGUUUGGGAGCAUAUAUUGAUUCCUGUGGCAAAAAGUUUUUGUCCUGACCUUGUCAUUGUCUCCGCAGGAUUUGAUGCUGCUGUUGGUGAUCCUCUUGGUGGAUGUCGAGUAAGUCCACAUGGAUACUCAGUAUUGUUGAGCAAGUUAGUGGAGUUUGCUGGAGGAAAAAUUGUUAUGGCACUUGAAGGAGGAUAUAACCUUGAUUCUAUAGCAAAAUCUGUUCAAGCAUGUGUUGAAGUAUUGCUGCAGCGAGAGCCUAUUCCAGGGUCAUUAGAUGCAUAUCCAUUUGAAUCCACAUGGCGAGUAAUUCAAAAUGUCCGUGAAGAGUUGAGUGUUUUUUGGCCUACACUAGCUGUGAAGUUGGACAAGAAUGUAACCAAUAAAAGAACACAUCAAUCUCAGACCUUUAUCUCAGAUUCUGAAGAUGAACACAGUGGUCCGGAUGUGGUAUCAGAAGAUCAUGACAAGGCCAUAGAGAACGUGUUAGUGACACUUUCAAGCCUGACAAUUAAUCCAGAAGCUUCUGCUCCCAGUUCCGAAGCAACUAUGGACAUAAGUCAUUUGCAACAGGUUGGUGGUGCUGGUAAAAGGAAGAGAAAGGUCAAUGAGCCCGUUCAACCACGGAUUCUGGAGGCCUCCCAACCGGUGGUUCAACAGCCGGAGCCGAUCCGACAGGUGCCACUCGAGCAGCUCAUCAUGUCAGGAUCCAACCAAAAUCAGCUCAUCACUCAACUGUUCCCAAGAGAACAUUGGAUCAAACUGUUGGACAACAACUUCCAGCUGGACCUAAAGCUUUUCAAAUGCCAAGAUCCAGUCAUCCCAGCAAUAAUUAAGGGUCACUAUAUCUGCAUCGCAUUCCACAAAGCUACCUCAAUACCGGAGAUAUACCUACAGGAGUUCAGGGACAACAUGUACACAAGUUCCAAGAAGGACAGAACCAAGAUCUUCACAAAGCUGAAUAACAUGAGAGUGGUGCUGACACCUUCUACUCUAAGAGAGGCCUUGAAGCUGCCUUUGCUCAACAACUAUGCACCACUCCCGACGAAUGAAACACUAAUCACAGGGAUGCUGGACCUAGGCUACGAUGCUCCCCUGACACUGAUCUCCAACUUCUGCAUCACAAAUCUGCCUCACCCAUGGAAGAGUCUGUUCGGGUUGGUCAACAAGUGCUUAUCUUCUAAGCACGUCGGACACGACAAGUGCAACAAACAAAUACUUCAAAUCUUCCACGGGAUCGCUUUCAAUAUACAGUACGACAUGGCACAGCUCUUCUGGACAGAGUUGACGGACCAAGUGAAAGCGAAAGAAAAAAACAAACGAGGCACUAUUCCAUAUGCUCGGUGGCUGGCCCUGAUCAUCAACGACAUCAUGACGUCAAACCCGGCCAUACCGAGACGCAGUGAAGAACACCAUUUUGUUGCACCAAAGCUGAAAUACUUCAAAAAGGACAACCAUAAUGCUGCUGGAAUGGCUAUCCCUGAAUCACUCCUCACUCUUGCCAACCAAAAGGAUCCAGCAGUCGUCCAAUACAGAGAAGCUCUUCAGAGAACAGUCCCUAUGGUUCAACAAACCCCAGCUAGACCUUUCCAAAGGGCUAAGCUGAGUGCAAGUAAGGGUCCAAAGAGAGCCAAACCGCCACAAAAACCAGUGGCACGUCAGCCUAAUGGUGACCAAUCUGACCACUCUUCCGAGAGGACUCAGACUGCUGAGGGCCACACCCAUGAUGCUGAGGAACCUGUCGAUGAACCAUCAAGUCCAGCCACCAAUAAGGCUGAUGGGGUGGCAUCCGAUAGCAUGGCUGAAAGGAGAAGUGCUGACGAUGAUGAGGAUGAGGAUGAUGACAUUAACGAUGAUGAAGCAACUGAGUCUUUGACCCAAAAGUCUAAACGCGCAGGAAAGCAGAUCAUCAAGGUCAACACAGCUGACUACGAAGAGGCCGAUCACCUGCGUAAACCCCAGAAAGGGAUAAUCAUUAGUGAGACGCGCUCGAAGCAACAAAACGACAUCAUCUCAUCACCCAAGCCGAAAAAAAGGCUAGUGAAGAAGAGCAUAAUAGAGGAAGAGAUGGAUCUGUAUGCUGAUUGCGAACCUUUCUUACAGAUAAGCCGAACCUCACCCCUAGGUGCAGGAGCUGACCUUGUCAGUUCCCGGGUAGAAGUCGCAGCAUCUGGUUCUACUGCGCACUCACAGCCAUCUCCCACCCACUUUUCAGCCUCCCAACAGGCUGGAGUUUCAAUAACUCAAGGGGAACUUAUACCCACCUCUCUGGUCCUUUUUGGAUCAGUUGAGAGAAUUAGUGGUCAACAGCCCCAGACCACAACCCCUCCUUCCAACACAUCGAGUCUAGGUGUCACAUUUCCCACAUUUUCUGCAUUUUCUAGGGCACCUAUACUUCUCACUGCACAUACAGGUACACACACCCUGAAUGCAACGACCAGAGUGCAAACAAUGACGGUCGGAAGCCCUGCUACGCACACAAUGACUCAAUCAUUGAACGCAGGCCACACAUCAGCUAUCUUCACUGAUGAUGUGACAACAGUUACAACUCCUGUAACUGGUACCCUUAUCCCUGAAGACUUAGCCGUUCUCCUGAAUCGUUUUCUGGAGUCCACCAUAAUGCCAUGGGUGCACCAAACAAUAACCGCUCGGGCACAGGAGUUCAGAAACACCCAAAUGGUUCAGAGUGAACACACCCAACCCCAACCUCAGCCCACACCCGCUCACUCCCAACCACAAAAUAUCCCAACCCUUUCUCCACACGAAUCUGACACCUCUACUAACAAACCCACCAGGCCUACCAAUUCUAGGAGAACCCAUGAUACAGAACUAGUAUCAUCCCCUCCAUCGACCACACCUCACCCUAAUCCAUAUACCAUGUCGCUCACUCACCUCUCUGACAUUAUGUUUCUAAGACUUCUAGAAACUGAAGAACGCCACCUUACCCCUCUUCAACGAGCUCUUCUUCAGGUUUUCCUAAAACACGAUAGCCCAUGCCGUGACAGUCCUCGUGGUCACAAACGUUCGCAUGAGGACCCUGAUGAUUCGGCUCCUCAUGAAGGGGAGAACAAGAGACCACGGACACUUGAGCAUGGUGCUUUAACAAGCCAAACCCUGCAGCCAAACCAACCAUCAUCCUCAACCAACCAACAACCACCGUCCUCUACCCAAAACCAAACCGCUAGCCUUCAAAUCUCUAGUCCGAUCAAGCUAGAUAAAACAUUCCAAGGCUUGUCUCCUAGAUAAAACAUGCAGAUCAAGGAGGGAAUGGAAGUCCUUGAUGGUGUUACCUCUAGUACAUCUUUAAUCUCAGGCCAUCAGUUAGAACCUAGUUCGAAGCUGAUGACCACGGGCAAUCCUACUGAUCCCAGUACUACAGACAACAUGUCACCAAAGCAGCAGCAAACUCCCUCUACUCCUCCAUCAAAUGACAUUCAUGAUGAGCUUGAAGAUAUUCUGAUCCAUGAAUCCAUGACAAAUGGCCUUGCAAAUGGACGGAGUGGGAUGAUUUGAGAAUAGAACCAUAAAAUUAUGAAAUGCAAAGAAGCUGACAUCUUCGAGAGCUGCUUGCCAAGUGUGUUGCUGAUAUCAUUAGGCUUGAUGAAGACGAACUCAAGGAAGGAGAAAAUUACAAAGAAACUCCCAAGGAGCUAGAAUCCAUAAUCAGACAAACAGCGGUGAAAAUGCCCAAGAGUGAAAAGCCAUGGGAGAAUGUGCGAAUAAAUGCUCCUUUCCAUGACGAAAUCCGAAAGCGCAUAUGGCGAAAACCCGAGAACAUAAAGGAACUUGACGAGCUAAAAGUUCGAGGACAUACUCAUCUAAAAGGAAAACAAGUCGGAGGACAUCUGCACAUGCUCAGUCAUCGAUCUAUGGGAAAGCAACGAGAAAUCUUGGAGAACGAUUUGAAGACCUUCAAGUUUCCGAAGAUUAUGAAUGUGCAAGAAGAAGACCAUCACGGUAUACAGUUCUACACCUACAAGCUUCAACGCACAGACAGAAGUGAAUUCAUCUGCCAAGAGAACGAUAUGAUUAUGCUGAAAAUGGAUGACGUCUACUAGAUGUUCAUGGCCUGCAGAGACCUUCCUAUCAGAACAAACAGAGUGUGCAGAGAAGGGUUUGAAGCUAUAAAGAGAUUCAUGCUGCUCAUGGUGUCUUUCCAGGGCGCUGCGGUAGAGAGCUCCAAGGUCCAUAUGGUGAAGCUCGAUGCCAUACUGCUUUUGAGGCAUCUCUGAAUUGGUGGAGCGCCGGACGCGAGGAGUGCCAGACGCGAGGAGCGCAAGUACAGGCACCGUAGGUCGUAGUCCUGUAGGGUUCUCCAUUCACACCAUCGUCUGACCAAAUCGUCCUCGAAUCGGUGAUGGCAAAGCUCUGCCUCUUCCUCGCGGCGGCGGCGAAUGACUUAUUACCUCAUCCUCUUGGCCGGUUUCUAGCUGCAGAUUCCCUCGAGUUCUUGCUGAAAUGGUUUGAACGGUUUCCACAAUAUAAAGGAAGAGAGUUUUAUCUCACAGGAGAGAGCUACGCCCAUGAGGGCAGACCAAUAGAAAACAACCAUCUAAGGCUCGGAUCUGCAGGUCUUGCAUUGCAUUAUGCAAAUCUUAUUACUCAGAUUGAUACACUUUUUUUCUAUAGUCUGAAUCAAGUGCAGAUGGAUGGAUAAGUGUUGACUUGGCGUUAGGCAACUCUCAUGAAUCAAGAGUAUUGCACACAUUUAUGAGGAAUAGUAUUACAUAAUAUUGUCGUAUGUUAUCGUGUUGUUUUGAUUGAGUUCACUAUGCUUUGGCCAUGUAUUUGUGUGAUAAUUUUUUUAAGCUUUUAGGGAUUAUAAACUUACAACAAGAUGGUAAUUUGUAUUGUAUUCAUUAUGAAUUUUGGCAAUUUAUUAUUUAAUUCUUCUUGAAAUUAUGAUAUUGAUUUGUGUUGAUGAGAAACUUGGAUGGCAG